AGGAUUGGACGUACGGUUUACCCCCACACUAUUGGGCCCACUCGCAGGCUAUAUAGAAGACCCCGCACGGAAUUUCAUCUUCAGAACUGAGAGUCAGUGUCAAGGAAAUCUACCUGGUAAUAUCAAAAAUGCAGUACAAAAAAUUGAUAGCAAUAUGCCUAAUUGGUUUGACCUUGGGUCAAGCUGCAACAGUACCACAAUAUCCGGUAUACGAGCCAAAAAGUAUAAGUGAACAAUCACAAGAAAGAAUGUCUAGUGAACGUAAAUAUGCUGAAAAACCAAAUGCAUCUAAAAAAGUUGGUCACGAGGAUCUUGAGGAUGUAUCAUCAAAUCAAAUUCAGGACACUGUUGGAGCUGGUUUUUCAUGGUCUAAUAUUGUUGGAAUGUUGAUGCAAAUGUUGCUGGGUCAGGGAGCAGCUGGUAUUGCUGGACCAAGUAAAAAUGACAUUGAAGAUGGUACACCAUCAGCAAGUCCAUGGUCAAAUCUAUUAACUGUUGGUCUUAAAGUAUUAUCAGCAAUUCUUGGUGGUAAUCAACAAUCAGUUGAUGGAAUUGACAAAGUCGACAAUCAAAGUAGUCCCAUGCAGGGAGUUGUGACAGCGGUACUGGGUGCCGUUCUAGGACCAGGAAGAAAUCCUGAGGUGAUAACAAUGGCCAAACAAGCCACCGAGUUUAUAAAUAUUGUGGUGAAUCUUUUGGAUGCUUUGAAAACAUCAUUUUCACAUCGUUCAAUGUCAGCUCGUUCACUUGGUAAACGUGAUACCAUGUCAGAGGCUGCUGUUGCAUCAAUUUCCAUGCUCAAGGGCUACAUGAGAUCAAUGAAAUCCUACAGUAUGGAAGGUGAAUCAGAUGAUGAAAGUCGAUUGGGAUGUAUGGAACGUGCACUUUGUGAAGCAAGCGCUGAAUGUGUUGCUACUAUCAAUGGAAAAUCAACAAUUUUCUGUCAACUUGGAUCAUAUGCAACGAGUUACUUGCUUCAAAGACAAAGUGGAAUUGGUUUUGAGGCACUUAAUGAAGCUGGUAGAAGUGGACGUUCAGGAAAAGACUGUCGCCAACUUUUCACAUCAUGCAAUGCAAUUUAAUUUAACAAUACUUGACAAAAGAAUUACAAAAUAACAAAUCAUUUCAUUAGUUAAAAUUUACUAAUCACAGCUUUGUGAGUCCAUCAAAUUUAAAAUUCACCGUAAUUUAUUCACAAGAACAAAAAAAGUAUAACAAAGACUUUGUUGGAUCGUUAAAAAUUCAAGCAAACAAUUGUGAUGGACGUAAUAAUUUUAUAAAUUUUCAUUCAGCACAAAAAAAAACAUAAUGAGAAUCUUGCAACAAAAAGAAACGAAAUACUAAAAAAAAAAAAAAUGCUUGAGUACAUUUAGACUUGACAAACCUCGAAGCUUAGUUAAAUUCAUAACUAUUAUUUUUUUUUAUUUAUUUAUUUUUAUUAUUUUCAAUGAGUUUAACUAAGCCUCGAUGAUAAUUAUCAAAAAGACAAAUAUUUAUUUAUUAUUAAUUUUAAAUUAAAUUGCGCAUGUGAGACAGAUUAUUAUCAUACCAAAAUGGAAUUUAAUAAUCAAGACUUAAUUUUUUUUUCAUCAUCAUCAUCAUCGUAAAUUUAUCUAUUGUUUAAUUAUUAUUUAUUUAAUAAAGUUAAAAAAAAAUAUUCCGUUAUUUGCGUGGUAUUGUAAUUUUUAAAUGGCAUCAAGGAAAAGAACAAAAAAAAAUUAAAGGAAUUAAGAUUUUUAUAAAGAGAUCGGGAGGAAGACGAGCUUAGAGUUGUUG
Molecule: messenger RNA, 1776 nt
Organism: Aphidius gifuensis
Lineage: Eukaryota; Metazoa; Arthropoda; Insecta; Hymenoptera; Braconidae
Exons: 7
Coding region: 129-1082 (317 amino acids)
Source: RefSeq, a predicted model, not a curated record